GCCGAUCAACACGCUUCAAUGCUUGGCCUUCCUUGAACAGUAGAAGCGGUCAUUCCGGGAUGUUCCCUCCCCGACAGCCAUUCAGUAAACGCUGACAUAGUUUAGAAAUAGGAGCACCAUCUGGGUCGUAAACAUGCAAUGUAGUAGCGCUUGUUCCUGCACCGUAGACGGAGUUGUUUCGCGGUGUAAAAUUCAGGUGACACAUUAAGGUGCUGCCAGGGUCCUAACCAUGCAUACAGAUGACAUCAUAGAAGAAGUGGGAGGCAUGUCCAGGUUCCAGCUCCUCCUCCUCUUCCUCAUUAUCGGCAGCAAGACAGUUCACCCAUGGGGUAUGUUGAUGAUGUCGUUUACCGGCGUCCCCCCGGACUUUUGGUGGUGUGACAAGAACGCUAGUGUAGUCCCUAAUGGCGCCAUAAACUACACAUAUGAGCAGCAGUGCCCCUCCGUGGACAGUAACAACACGUGCACCCUCGUGUACAGUCAAGAGAAAAAUACGGUGAUUAAUCAGUGGAACCUAGUUUGCGAGGACAGUGGCGUAAAGCCGUUUAUCACUGCUGUACAAAUGGGAGGGGUGGUGUUGGGGGCUGCUCUUGGAGGACAGUCAGGGGACGCCAUCGGGAGGAAGAAGACAUACUACCUCUGUAUCCUCCUCAACAUUCUGUUUAACUUGGUGGCAGCCUUCUCCGUGUCGUGGCAGAUGUUCACUGUUUUAAGAUUCUUCAUCGGCGCCAUGGUCGGUUCCCUGCUGGUCGUCAGCUUCAGCUAUUACAUGGAGUUCAUAGGGAAAUACUGGCGGCCUAUGACAGGGACUAUGCCUUUCUGGCCCGUGGGGUCAGCUUUGUUCGCUAUGACGUGUUGGCUGCGACCCAACUGGUCCCAUCUCCAUAUCAUUACAGCCAUGAUCCAUGUACCCUUCCUGCUAGGGUGGUUUAUUGUCCCGGAGAGCAUGCGGUGGCUGGCAGCCCAUGGUCGUCUGAAGGAGGCCGAGGAGGUGGUGGACCAGAUGGCGAGGUACAAUGGCACAAAGAAGCCAGCAAAUACCUCAGCCAUCCUUAAACAGGUUGCUGAGGAGGAACUGCGGGGGAGAGAGUCCAACCGAAAAUAUACCUACCUCGACCUCUACAGACCAUGGAGUUUGUGCUGGAAAUCCUUUAUAAUACAAAUCAUUUGGUUGAAUGUAGCCUGUGUUUAUUACGGCAUCUCAUUCGGUGUUGGGCAUCUGACGGGCAACCUGUAUCUCAACAUGUUCCUUGUGGCUGUCAUUGAUAUACCUGGGAAGCUCGUCGUUUUCUUCCUCAGCAACAUAAUUGGGAGACGGUGGACAGCGUUCAUGUUUUUUGCUUUGGCUGCAUGUGCCGCUUUUUCUGUGGUCAUCGUGUCCAGCGUUGGGACUGCUGAUUGGGAAGCUAUAACAACAGUCCUUGCACUGGUCUGUCGACUCGGGAUAGCAGCGGCAUGGGCCUGCCAUCUUGUCUUUGCCAGUGAAACAUACCCUACUGUCAUUAGGAACCUGGGUUAUGGUGCUGCUAAUACGGCUGCCCGUGUAGGGAGCAUCGUGUCACCCUAUAUUUUUAUUAUGGGAGGCGAUGACUUGAUGCCACCUUUCGUCAUCGUAGGAGUCAGCAUGUUUCUGUGCACGUUGUUGUCGCUGGUCAUGCGGGAGACAAUGGGGGUUCCUCUGGAAGACACGACGGCGAAAACGUCAGGGAAAACAUGUCUCAGCGACGUCAUGUUUGACCAUGAAAGUGUUCCGUUCAAGAAAGAUCAAGAAGAUGAACUUUUGGAUGAAAAGGUUUAAGGGACAAUGCAAUCAAGAGAAAGGAAAUUUUGAUCUUACCAAACAUUAUCAUAGUGCCUUAACGUGUUUGUAUAAAUACUCAGAAUCUAUUCGUCGUCAACACAUCACGGUCUUAUGUACCCUACGUUUCUCAAUCACCCGCGAAGACUGCUCAAAGGGCUGCUUUGAGGAACGUAGUGUUUACACAACUGUAAAGAUAGCAGCUGGUUCAUUGGCAUUUAUGAUCUCAGGCUUUCUGUGAGAUGAGGUAUAUACACAUGGGCAUUAAAAAGGCACCUCCCACUCCUUCGGAUAUGUGCUGCAUUAAAACAUAUUGAUAUGAUUCAUUGUUUGAAACACAAAAUAGUGCUAAACUGACCAACAGAACGCCUUGCACUACAAUCACACAAGUAAUUGAGCCAUCACUAGCAUUCUGUUACCGAUUUUUGGCGUCAUGUAAAGAAGUCUGAAAACGUUCAUUUCGACAACACUGAAAUGUAUCAGAUCAGCCACACGAAUCGGUAUCACGGUACUGUCACGCUAUGCAGUGAAAACCGCUGAUUUAUUUCACCACUGAUUCUGCGAUCAGUAUCUGGAGUAGCCGCCCCUCUUAUUGAUGACAUUUCCGAGGCGUAGCCUCAUGCUGCUGAUGGACGUCUGAUUUUCAAAAUUUGGGAUCCUCUGCCAUUCAUGGCGCAGUGUCUGGGUCAGUUCAUUCAGGUUUUUUAACAGGAUGGGGCUCUAUAGCUCUCACUGUUAUUCCAAAAGAUGUGAUCAGGGUGAUGAAUAAAGUGUUGCUUAAUUACUGCUCAUGUAUAUAAAUCCUAGUGUUCCCCCGAUGAUUUUGCAGAGAAACAAAACUCAGGAAAAGAUCUAUAUUAGCAACUGCGAAAUAUGUAUACGUGUAGUGCUAGGCAAUCGUAUAAUCAGGUUCCUUCUUCAGGCCUAUGUUUUUGUAUUUAAUUACCAUUCUGAUUCUAUGAGAGGACAACAAAACAAUAUCGAUAAGGCAUGAUUUCCCCAGUCCAUUGUACGGUUCUCUACCAAAAGAGUUAGCCCGAUAUUAUAGUUUUGUAUCUACCUGAAAAUUCAAAUUUCAAACAGGGACAGCUUCCAAAAAGGAUUGAUCCGCUGAGACUUUGUGUGAGUGAGUGAGUGAGUGAUUGAGUGAGUGAGUGUUUAGGGGGGAAGCUACAAUUAAAUUAAGACAAGAGAAAAAGAUGUUUGUUCCCUUCAAAGAAAAACUAUUUUUACCCAAACACAUUGUUUUAGAGCAUGUUUGUGAUCGAUAUUAUCUUUAUAUUAACGGAAGACAAACAGCUAACCAACUUACUGAAAGAAAUGUUCGUUUGUAACAGUAUAUUUUCCAUUAAGAAUAGUAGAAUACUAUAUUUACGUCUCGAUCAUCCGUCACCCAUAGUCCUGAAAAUGUAUUUUAUAUUCCCGGCAUUCCAACUCAUUUUGCCAUUACAGUACCAGACAGUCUUCACUAUAUUUCUACAUUUCUGAUGACGUAUUUUGUCAUUUGAAUUUACUUGGCCAACCACUGAGGUGGUUUUGGUUAUGUCAUUGUUUUUUGGGUUUUUUUGUCAUCUAUGAUAGCGAAACCAUCUGUAUUGACAUCACUGCAGACAGAUUAGAACUGUUCAGUAUUGAAUUCGUUUCCAAUAUUUAAUUUGUUGCCACACAAUGAGAUUGAGUGAUGUUUUAAAACAUGUUUUGCUCGUCUAUACACAGAAAUCAAAUAUCUUAACUAUAUGAAGGUUCUUCAACCUUGACUGUUUUAAAUAUGUGUCACACUAAGUCAAAUGUAACGCUUGUGUCCUGCAUAUCACAGAAACUGUUUUUGCAUUACCCAGAGAUCACUGAUCGCCAAAUGAUCAACGGAUGUGCAAUUCGUUGAACAAAGUUGCGUCCUUGAGCCACGAGGCGCCAUUCGCCUAACAGAGUUGCAUUCUCUAGACAUGAGGCGACACGCUGGUCGUAAGUUGUGAUUUUCCCACAAUAGGACCCCUGGACUGUCGCGUAUCGUAAAGAUUUGUAACGCGUCACUGAAUACUAUUCAGCGGACGCUCUCUGAGAUGGCGGGAAUACGGCCAAAAGUGGCGUUAAAUCAAACUUGCCCACUUACUCGGUCAAUAACGAAGGCAACACCAAUUUUGCAAAUAUGGUUUCUUUGAAUACUUUUGAAAAUACAAGACAUUUUUUGUGUGACUCUAUUACAUUCAUGCCUUUCUGUAUGUUAAAUAUUUACUUAGUACUAUUAGUUACAUGAAAGGUUUCAAUAAUAACUUCUGAAAUAAAACAGGGAUUGCUACAUAAAUUGACUGCCAAUAAAAACUUUACAAUAGUUUUAAAUCACGGUAGUUUAAAAAUCACAAAAGGUAGAUGCAUAAAGUAAAAUGUACUGAAAAGAUCAAAAUCUCAACGAAAUCAACAUUUAAAAUGACAGCCAUACAGCAUCCGAUAUUGGCAUGGAAAUUGCCCGAAUUGAGGUGGGGUGGCCAUAGCAAGCGUUCAACGGACAAAGGACACAUAUACGCGCGUUCAAAAUUCAAAGACACGUCACAUUAAUAGCGUGUAUGACCACACCCUGCUACAAGACACGCAAACACUCUCCCGCGCACAGAAAAGUCAUUUUGUCUGAUGACGUCACGUUUGAUACGUCGCAAUUCUUCUUGAAGGGCCUGGAUCAGUUCUUGUCGGUUUGCUGAAGGAUGAGGUCGCUGUCGAACACGAAGAUGCAUGACAUCCGAGAGGUGUUGUAUGGGGGACAAGUCUGGGAAGCGUGCAGGCCACGGCAACACGUUGACAGUGUUGGCUGGAAGGACGUUCUGUGCGAUUCGGGCUGUAUAGGGCCUGGCGUUGUCAAUGCUGAUAAAAAGGACGCCACGUGACAGCUGUUGUAGAAAUGGUAGGAUAACGGACGACGAAUGUCAUCCAUGUAACGCCGACCUGUCAAUUUUCCGUUAACGAUGACCGGUGGUGUUCUCUGCUGCCCACAAAUUCCUCCCCACACCAUAACACCCCCAUACCGCACGACAUACUGAACGCAACAUGCCGUUAGUUCUCCCCUUCGGCGGUAAACAUAAUAUCUUCCAUCAGCUCUAAACAGACAGAAGCGGCUUUCAUCAGUGAAGACGAACCUCUGCCAGUCAUGUCGCUGCCAACGACGUUGAGUCCGGGCCCAUCUGAUCUCUGACGACGAUGUAGUGUUGUCAAUAACUGUCCACUGUAAGGUCUGUAAGCCUAUAUUUCUUGAGCCAAGAGUCGCCUGGACACUGUCGACUAACCACAUAUCCUGAGGCGUAUGCUGAUGUCGUAACUGUCAUGGAUCGAUUCCGGAGAUGCAAAGUACGCCACCAUCGGUCUUCAUUGGGCGUAGUUACCCUGGGUCUGCCUGUCUUUCGACUGUCCGAUGUUUGGCUACCAUCUGUAUCCAAACCGCGUUGUUCGGGUGUCAGUGGUAUUUCUGUGGUGUUUUUAUCAGAGUGGGUGACUGAAAUGCCGUCAUUAUCAUUUAUAUACCUUUUUGCACGUGUAGUUUCGGCUGCUUAAGCGGCACGCAUGUUCUACAAUCACUCUCUGGAUAGAGCAUUGUUGUGUUUGGACGAUGUGUUUUGCAUUGAAUUAGUUUUAACUGCAAUUUCAUUCACUGAUUCUAUACUUUACCACUCAAUUUUAAUUCAAUUUCAAUUUCAAGAUCUUGUGCGGAUAGGUAAAGAAUAAUGCUCCACAAUUUUGAUAUAGAAUAUUCCAGCUGUAGCACUGCGAGUGACGAUAACAACUUUGAUCAUAAUGCCAAAUGUACAUGUGCAGAAUCGAACCCAGGUUUUCGGGGAUCCAACAUGACCAAUGGGAAACUCAAACUGCUCAUUAUUGAUUAAAAUUCAAGUUGCAAGUCACCGUCAAUACCUUCCAGGUUUGUACACAUUACGUCAACACAUACGGUCGUUAUGCUGUGUAGUCGUUAUUCUUACAAACAAAUCAAGUUAUGACUGUAUCCACUGAGAGAAGUCAACAAGCGCCCAGACCAAACCGCGCUCAGCUGACAUCGCACAAACGUUAAUGUCUCUCACUUGCCAACAUGUGUUACGUGAGCUGUCGGCUCUACAUAUUUCUUUCAUGUCGGUCAAUGGUAUGGCUCGCACACAGGCCAUGCGCGAAAUAGGAUUGUUCUUACCAUGAGCAUUCUUCUGGCUAAUAGCAUUAGCUGUCGGUCAUACGCCUACACGGGUGGACGAAGGGAAAUGCAAUGAGUUUUAGACCAGGGUCCUGCAUUGAAAUGGUACAGGACGUCUCCACAUAUGUAUGCUAUAAUGCUUUCUCUGUCCGCAUACAUUCAUCUAACAUCUAUUUGUUUCAUACCAUAUAAUACAUGUUGUUAAAGUCGUGUUCAUAAUAAAUACAAAAUAUAUAUCUGGUUCUUCUUAAUACAGUUAAAUUUCAAUGUCUAUGCCGAUUGAUAUUUCUGUUUCGCUCCACUGAGUCAAUCAGUACCACUUUAUAAGGAUAUAAAUAUUGUUUCCGGCCAUUGAUCUGAUACAUAUUGUGAUCGUUUAUUAUAGGGGUAUUUUAAAGGAAUAAAAGACACUAUUUAGAAUGGGUUGUAAAGGCUCAUCUUAUCAUCGAGAUUGUACGACUUCUCUUAUUUUAGGGCAUUUAAUUCUUCCAUCUUUAGUUUCAAAUAUUAUUCGUGAUCGUUUCAUUUUGAGUGAUUAAUAAUAGUAUAUCAACCAAAAGUUGUUAGUUGUCUUAUUGACCAUAUUGCCAUUAGCGUUUCACAUUGCUUGAACCUGUUUUCUUAGUUAAUAUCCACCACAUCAUCCAGAUCAUGACAGAUUUGUAUGCCCAAUAACUCAAAAGGUUCCUCUGUCCAGCCUAGAUCGCAUUUCGGGCAGAGUUUCAUUUUCGAUCUCUUCUUUGAAACUAUCAAUAUCAAUUUUGUCUUAUCUGUGUUUACUUUUAAACCUAAAAAGCGCGCGAAGAAUGUCAAUUCAUGCAAAACGGCGUAGAGGCAUGGUUCAGAAUCAUCAAGUGAGCAGGUUGUGUCGUCUGCAUUGUGCCAGAAGAUACUCAAUGUCACAAAUUCUAAUUCCCUUUUUCGCUGGUUAUUUCUUGUCAGUAUUUCCACGCAUAGCAUAAAUAGAUCAAGUGAUAACAGAUCUCAUUGACGGCAUCCUCUAUAUAUGUCAAAGAAUGCGGAACCAAAACCAUUCACAAGAACUCCUGAUUGUAUUCCAUAUAACAAUGUAUACUCUUCAAAAAAAGAGAAAUGGCCCUUUUGCUAAUGCACUGGGUGCGGUUUUUUUUCGAUUCGUGCGUGUUUCCCGACUAAUGGUUUGCAUUUCCUUGUUGUGAUCAUUUAGAUCCGGGAAAAUUGUCAUUGACACUAUAACACAUUAAGCCUCUUCAUUUUGCACCUCUUGGUCCGCUAACUUUGCAUUUAUGGCCAAACAUAUCCGUAUGGCGUUUCUUUUUUUUUUAAGAGUAUAGGUAUCCAUUGUUUGAUUGAUUCUCAAAAGCCAAAGUAACUCAGUGUUUUGUUUAUUUAAGUCCAAUCGACAGUAUAGAAAGCUUUAUCAUAAUCGAUCAACAGUAUAUUGACUAAGAUCGUCUAGUCUAGUCUAGUCUAGUGACCAUGACUUUGCUGACAGUCUAUGCACUUUCUGUAAAGAAGACUUAGAUGAUGAAUACCAUGCACUAUUUAUAUGUCCAGCUUAUAAUAACUUAAGGAUAAGGUAUUUGCCCUCGCAUUAUUAUCAAUAUAAAUUCUGUUGUGUUGUGUUGUGUUGUGUUGUGUUGUGUUCUGUUCUGUUCUGUUCUGUUCUGUUCUGAAUAUCUGUCUUCUUAUUUCCCCAAUGUAUAGUCCAGCCAUUAAACCCUUCUGAUCUUUCUUAAUACGUAUAUCUAUCACAGAUUGUAUACCACGUGAUAUGGCUAUAGAAGCAACCUUGUAGAACACCGAUAAUAAUGAUAUGUGACGCCAAGUUUUUGGAUAUUGUUUUGGUUUAUUACAUUUAGGUACACGGGUAAUUAGUCCUCUUUUUGUGUUUGUUUGUUUGUUAUUUAACGUCGCACUCAGCAAUAUUCUACGCAUAUGGGAUACGAUGACAUGCAUCAACCAAGUCAGCGAACCUGACCACCCGAUCCCGUUAGUCGCCUCUAACGACAAGCACAAACGCAAUUUGCGGCAAGCAUGGGUUGCUCGUUUUUGUGAGAUGAAUUAUUCACCCAGGUUGUUAUACAAAACUGAAAUAUCUUAUUAAAUGUUUACUAAUACCAUUCCAGAAGAAUUUUCAGAAUUCCGCAGUAAAUCAAUCCAGUCCUGGACUUUUCUCAUUUUUCACAAAUUUAACUGCUUCGCGCCGAGGACUUCAUCACAAUUCGUGACGAGUUCUCCUUCAACUUUGUGAGACAACUCAUCAGAUAGUUUUGGAACUUUAAGUUGACUGAAUACUUGACACGUCAUGUUCAGAGUAGAGUUUACCAUUUAACCUUCUUACUCCUUUGUUCUAUAAAUAUAACCUUGGUUUUCUUCCAUUCAAUUUAUCGAUUUAUUGAGGUAGUUUCUAGAUUCUAAACUAAGAUAAUAUUUGGAUGUUUUUUCGCCAUGUUCCAUUCAUGUUGCCUUACAUCUAACCGUUAUUCCCUGAGUUCCAAUUUUAAUUAUUUCUUCUAAUUCCUUAAUGAGAGAUUCUAAACAUUGUCAGUCUGGUAUCGAUGACACCAUUUCCUCACUUUGUUGUUUAAUUUAUGUUUUAUGUUCAUUUCCAAAGUUUCACGUGUUCUUUUCUAAUACGAUGAAUAUUGUUUAGUUUAACCCCGGAUCAGUGGUAUGAUCAUGUCCCAUAGGAGAAGGUCGUUCAUUGAGAAGUUCCCUUCUUUACCUUUCUCGACUGUUUAAUAGUUUCCUUAAUAAUUUAUUUUACUAACUAAACGUACUUUUUGUCUUUGAGAAGUGAAUCGUUAAAUUUCCAAAAACCGUUCCUUCGCUGCAAUUCGGAGUCAAAAUUUCAAAGAUAUUGGAUAAUGAUGAGAUACAAGAAAAGAGUCGAAUCGAGCUUUAAGGAAGGGUGGGUUGUCUCCAUGUGUAUCGAUUAGCAAACGGGUUCAGUCCCCUACCAGCGUCUACUAAGGCUAUUUCAGAUUUACCUUUCCGUCCCCCUUCUCGUGCUUUCGGGUGAUUUACAUUUUCAUAGUUAUACAUAUCUAGCGAGUAGUUUUGAAUGAUAUUCCAAUCCCCACACAGGAUAAUGUGAUCACUUGUCGAAGAUCUAUAGUGUUGUCAAUUUCAUCCUAGAGAUCAGGAUCAUCAUGGUUGGGUCCAUAUGAUAUUAAUACCAAGUUUAUAGUCAAUAAUCUCAACUUCCAUUAUAAGCAUGUUACCUUUUUUAUCACAUUGUAUUUUUUCAUAUUUGAAGUCAAAGAUACUUGCACAAAAUUAAAAUUGCUAUACAUCUGGCAUUGCUUUUGAACGAGCGGAAAUAACAUAGAUUAUUGCCUCAUUUUUUCCUUAUUGUUUGUUCCAUGUUUUUUUGUACCAUGUACAUCCUGUAAACGAUAAUCUGUGCCUUCUUUUUCUCAAGAGAAGUGAACAUUUCUCAAGGCUUAUUUCUAUCAUGUAUGCCCCUAAAAAUUUAAUUGUUAUACUUCAUAAUACAAUCAGUAUACUUUAAUAUUCUCUACAUUACGUUGGGGUAUGGCAACCCUAGACAGCGAAUGGGAUUUCUCCCAGGAAGCUCUGCCUUGUCAAACCAACCAAGAACUUUUCGGAUAAUGUGAGGACAUCCCAACACUGCAGCCUUCUGCAUUACCCAGAUUGUCAGAAGUAUUCCUGGUAGCAAACCCGGGUACUCUCUCAAUGUCAGUCAACAGAUUGGGAGGUACCAAA
Haliotis rufescens (red abalone) is the source of this 9671-nucleotide messenger RNA. Its product is annotated as solute carrier family 22 member 15-like. The transcript has 10 exons. Gene Ontology annotation, cellular component: membrane. Gene Ontology annotation, biological process: transmembrane transport. Gene Ontology annotation, molecular function: transmembrane transporter activity. The record is from RefSeq and is a predicted model, not a curated record. NCBI's taxonomy places the organism in Eukaryota, Metazoa, Mollusca, Gastropoda, Lepetellida, Haliotidae. The coding region runs from base 230 to 1798 and encodes 522 amino acids.